AGCCGAGAACAGUGCCAGUCAAGGCUCUUCACAAGGGAGAAAAGAACCAGAUCCAGACUUGGGAUUAGUGGAGAAAGAUGGGCGAUCGGUAUUUACAAGAACAGAAUCUUUCAGCCGAUGACCAACUUUCAUAUAGCUUGUAAAGGCUUUGUUUCCAACGGCAGUGCUGUCGAAGGGUACCUCGUUGACAAAAUUCCAGCGCACUGUCAAUGCCUUGAUGGUGUUCAAGCAAAUUCAGAAAGGUAUGUCAACUCUGAAUGCACUUAGUAAUUUGUGGUUCGUUUUAACGUUGCGCUUGUGUACUUUAUUCAGCUUUAUUCCAUUCACAUAAGUCAUAACACAUAUAGUAUCUUCAAUGUCAUUCUUCAGCUCUACCCAUUCUUUUACAUCGUCGGAGAUGUCUCCCCAGCAAGAAAUUUUGAGAAAAAUACCUGGCAAAGGGAUCUGGACGGCACCAAGCCGCGACCAGUACCUCCCCGCUUAUUUCAAGGAUGUCUGUGACCAAUAUCUUCUCCAACCUAAUGCAGGAGAACUCAAGCCAGUUAAG
Molecule: messenger RNA, 547 nt
Organism: Porites evermanni
Lineage: Eukaryota; Metazoa; Cnidaria; Anthozoa; Scleractinia; Poritidae
Source: the annotation of a GenBank genome assembly